Schistosoma turkestanicum is the source of this 2010-nucleotide messenger RNA. Lineage: Eukaryota; Metazoa; Platyhelminthes; Trematoda; Strigeidida; Schistosomatidae. The record is from the annotation of a GenBank genome assembly.
CGCUAACUCAACUGUUUGGGGUUGGUGGUAUUCUUCGUUGUUAAGAUGACGACUCUUGUUGAUGCGAUACAGAGGAAACAGGAAAAGUUGACUGAAAGCCAUAUUUUAGUUGGUCACAUUCAAAAAGCAUGUAAUCGUGACGGAGUGAAUAUCUUAUUUCCUACUCGGACAUUAACGAUGGACUGUCAAGAUAUAAAGAGUAUUGGUUGCAAGGAUGGGUUAUUAAAAGCGGCUGAGCAUGUAAGGGAGUUAGAUUUGGCAUGUAACCGGUUAUCUUCUUUUGAAGAGGUAUUUAAACUACUUUGUUGGCUUGAAAAGCUUGAAUCAUUAAAUUUAAGUCAAAAUCCUUUAGGUUAUCAUAUUUCAUCAGAUAAUCACUCGUCUAAUUCAUCUUUUGAUGAAGAUACCAUUCAUUUGUUAUCUAAUGAAGGAGAAGAAAAUAUUCAACCUAUGAAGAAUAAUAGUUCUGAAUUAUCAAUUGAAAAUCAAAAUUAUCAUUUUUUCAAUAAAUUAUCAUCAACAUCCUCAUCAUCAUCAACAACAACAUCAUCAUUCAAAUCGACUAAAAUACUUCAAUCGACGAAACACAAUGCAAAUGAUUUUUCACCAACUUUUCAUAGUGAUUCAAUGGAAACAAUAAAAUUAUCUCAUCAUUUAAAUGGUAAUGAUAGUAGUGUUGGUUGUUGUAAUGGCUAUUCUAAACAAACAAUAGAGAAUGAAUCAUCUACUAUAAAAAUGCUACCAAAGCAUCUAUCAACUCCAUCUGAAUUAGCUUUGAAUUCUGGUAUUAUAACUCCGACAACAUUAUUUCCUUGUUUAAGUGUUUUGGCAUUAAAUUCAACAUAUAUACCAUGGCAUUGGGUUAUUGAUCUGUUACAUAGAUUACCAAAUCUAACUGAUUUACACGUUGCACGUAAUAAUUACGGUGCAGAUGAACAGAUUGAUGAAACAUUUUCCUAUCAUCAUCAUUCUCAUCCCAAUAAUAAUAAUAAUAAUAAUAUUGACAAUGAUGAUAACAAUAAUAAUAAUGAUAAUAAUAAUCAUAUUUAUCCUACAUCAUCAUUAUCAAUAUUUCCUCAUUUACAUAGUUUAUAUUAUAGUGAUAAUGGUAUAUCAAAUUGGUGGACAAUAUGUCGUUUGUGUAAACAUUUCCCUGGAUUAGAACAAUUAAUUUUACUAGGUAAUCCUAUUGAACAUAUACCAUUUCCAGAAGAGGCUUUACAUACAUCUUCACAAACUACUACUACUACCACCACUACUCAUACUACUCAUACUACUAAUAACAAUAAUAAUGACAAUAAUAAUAAUAAUAAUAAUAAUAAUCCUGAUAAACAUACAUCAUCGAAUCAACAGCACCAGCAGCAUGAUUAUCAAUGUAUAUUUCAAAAUGUGCAUACAUUAGGUUUAUCAGAAACAUUAAUCAAUCAAUGGGAAAGUAUUGAUGCUUUAAAUGAAUGGAUGCCAAGUUUAACAAAUUUACGAUUAGGCAAUAAUCUACCGGUAUUUCAAUCUUGGAUAGAACCGGAUUGUCGAGCUCAUGUAAUUGCCAGAUUACCAAAACUCACAACAUACAAUCGAAGUGUUAUUGAUUCGGAAGAACGUGAAAGUGCUGAACGAGAAUUUGUUCGAUAUUAUGGUCAAAUUGAUCCAGAUCAACGUCCUAAACGUUAUUGGGCACUGGAACGUCAACAUGGUCGACUUCAACCAUUAGCCAAUAUUGAUUUAUCACCAAAACAACAUAUCCGUGUACGUGUUACAAUGUCAGGAAAAGAAAUUUGUUAUAAUUUAAAUGUUAAUUUAAAAGUAGCUCAAGCUAAACGUCAUUUCUGUCAACUAUUCAAUAUAACUAAUCAAAAUGAAAUGAAACGUUGUAAAUUAUUUUAUUUUGAUCAAGUUAUGUCACAAAUUCAAGGUCCAGAAGAAUUAAAAUAUCCAAAUCGUAAUUUAUAUUCAUAUCAAAUUGAACCAGGUGAUUUAUUCGAAUUAAUUAGAUAUCCAGAUUAUCGAUGA